CUCCAUUGUGCGGCCGUUGCGGGGGCGGGAGGCCGUGAGGGCCGGGCCGGGCCCUUUAGCUCCGCCUCGCUCGUGAGGGGGCGCGUCGUGCCGGAGGGCACUGACCCUCUGUUUAGGAUCUCGGGAUUUGCCCGUCUUAGAAGCAAAAGCACGCCCAACUUUGAUGCGCUGCCUAGAAACCAGAGGGUCCUCUUCCUCAUACAAAGGUGGAAAAUAAAAGCUUGAGGCCAUUGCUCCUUGUCCUGUCCACUACAUCACUGAAGAAGACCCAUCUCCAGCUUCUCUAUAAUCACCCUUCAGCUUUGAAGUGCAGCAAAGAAGUGAAAUCCAUUGAGAAUAGUCUGUUAAGUACCCCCGGAGGGCCCUGCUCAAGUCGAGCCUUGUUGUGCUAGGUGCUGUGUCUGCGGGUAAGGGAAAGCCCUUGCUGUGAAUGCCUGAUAGCAAGACAAAGCACCAUCUUCAUUUUACAGCUCAGAGACUUGGCACCAGGGCUCACAGGGGCAAAAGCAGCGAGAACUCAGCUCACCGAUAAGUUUGUGAAUACAAAUUGAGUGUAACAGAAAUUGAAAGCGUGCCCAGCCCAGGGGAAUUUGGUGAUUGUGGCACUAAUGAAAUGACAACAGAAGAAGAACCACGAGACUAAUAUCUAACCCACUGAGCAAGUGACUGCUCUGCCACUCUUGUCUGUGACCCUUCACUCUAGCCACCGUUCUGGAGGAGAGCAUAUCUUCAUUUAUAUAAUGCUGCUGCUUCGGUAUACGUCUGACGGACCUAUACCCUCCCUUUAACCACCACCUGUGGCAUUUGCCAGAGUCUGCGGCUCUAGGAUCAGCCUUCUUAGCCAUCAACCCAUCUAUAACCCUUCACUUGACCGUGGGAGUGAUCAUCCUUGAUUGUGACGGAUUGCCGAUGACAACGGACCUCUAGAAAAUCACUCAGGAAAAGCAGAGGGGAUGGUAGGAUGUUGGCGGUAUUUUAAGGCCCCGACCAUCAACGUGGAUCAUGUCGUUCCGGUUUGGACAGCACCUCAUCAAGCCCUCCGUUGUGUUUCUGAAGACCGAAUUGUCCUUUGCUCUCGUAAACAGGAAGCCGGUGGUCCCGGGCCAUGUCCUUGUCUGCCCUCUCCGACCGGCAGAGCGUUUCUGCGACCUGCGUCCUGACGAAGUGGCUGAUUUAUUUCGUGCGACCCAAAUGGUCGGGAACGUGGUGGAGAAACACUUCUGUGGCACCUCGCUCACCAUUUCAAUUCAGGAUGGCCCCGAAGCUGGACAGACGGUGAAGCACGUCCAUGUCCACGUACUUCCACGGAGGGCUGGAGACUUCAGCAGAAACGACAGUGUCUACGACGAGGGCGCCUGGCUUUCUGUUGCUCUUCGUGACCUACACUGCUUGUUGUCUCGGAUGACAAGGCCAGCUAGAAACCCAUGUCAGCAUUGGCCACAGCCAAGGUGUAAACACGAGUUCGCUUUCCCUGGAUCUUCUGGACUCUCUAAAAAGAGCUUAUUGAGACAGCUAAGGAAGUGUGCAUGGGAGAUGGAGCAAUUAAGCACGGAGACCAUGCCAGAGGAUAUGAGCCUGAACAGUGCAGGUGGGGAUGUGGGGGAUGCAGGACGUUAUACAGGUAAAUGAGAUAACUAGGGAGAA
Molecule: messenger RNA, 1644 nt
Organism: Alligator mississippiensis (American alligator)
Lineage: Eukaryota; Metazoa; Chordata; Crocodylia; Alligatoridae
Gene: FHIT
Product: fragile histidine triad diadenosine triphosphatase
Exons: 13
Coding region: 1003-1629 (208 amino acids)
Biological process (GO): intrinsic apoptotic signaling pathway by p53 class mediator; negative regulation of proteasomal ubiquitin-dependent protein catabolic process; diadenosine triphosphate catabolic process
Cellular component (GO): cytoplasm; nucleus; plasma membrane
Molecular function (GO): ubiquitin protein ligase binding; bis(5'-adenosyl)-triphosphatase activity
Source: RefSeq, a predicted model, not a curated record